AUGGCUGAAUCGAGAUCGCCUCCCGUGGCGAAGAAAGUGGAGCAUGUGAUGCAAAUGUUCGGUGACGUUAGGGUUGACAAUUACUACUGGCUCCGCGACGAUUCUCGUUGCAAUCCCGACAUGCUUUCUUACCUCCGUGAAGAAAACGAAUACACUGCUUCUGUCAUGUCUGAAUAUGUUCAGCACUGUAGGCGUUUGAUCACUGACAACAAAGCUGAGCCUUCUGUGUAUGAUACUAUGCCUACUGGUCCAGAUGCUCCUCCUGAGCAUAUUAUAUUGGAUGAGAAUGUCAAGGCCCAAGAGCAUGGCUACUACAGAAUUGGUUCCUUCAAGACCAGUCCUGAUCAUAAAUUGGUGGCGUAUGCAGAGGACACAAAAGGUGAUGAGAUAUAUACAGUGAAUGUCAUUGACUCUGAGGCUCUGAAACCAGUAGGUCAACCGCUAAAAGGAGUAACUUGUUACCUUCAAUGGGCUGGUAAUGAUGCUUUUGGUCUACGUAACUAUGGAUGA
Molecule: messenger RNA, 510 nt
Organism: Eruca vesicaria subsp. sativa (arugula)
Lineage: Eukaryota; Viridiplantae; Streptophyta; Magnoliopsida; Brassicales; Brassicaceae
Source: the annotation of a GenBank genome assembly